AUGACGGGCUUUGAUACUGUAGGUGUUGCCAUUGGUAAACGCUACCUGGGACCUAUUGGGGGAAUCGUUUCUGAACCAGAGUAUCAUUACACAGCAGAUGGCGCCCAGUACGAGCUGAAGGAGAGCCCGGGGGUGCAGCACGCCGCCUUCCCCCACCACCACCCCGCCUUCUACCCCUACGGGCAGUACCAGUUCGGGGACCCGUCGCGGCCCAAGAACGCCACCCGGGAGAGCACCAGCACCCUCAAGGCCUGGCUGAACGAGCACCGGAAAAACCCCUACCCCACCAAGGGCGAGAAGAUCAUGCUGGCCAUCAUCACCAAAAUGACCCUCACCCAGGUCUCCACCUGGUUCGCCAACGCGCGACGACGGCUCAAAAAGGAGAAUAAAAUGACCUGGGCCCCCCGCAGCCGGACGGACGAGGAGGGCAACUCCUAUGGGAGCGACCACGAGGGGGAAGAGGACAAGAGGGAGGACGAGGAGGAGAUCGACCUGGAGAACAUCGACACCGAGAACAUCGAGAGCAACAAGGACGAGCUGGAGGACGAGCUGCAGGACGCCGACCUCCUGCACUCAGACUCCAAGACGGACUCGGAGGGCUCCGAGGGCUUCGAGGACCUGCCCGGCGCCGAGGAGCGCUACCUGAAGGACCCGGCCGUAAGGCUUGCUCCGGGCUUGGCUUAUUUUCCUUCUGAGGGUCGCUCCUGCAGCAAGGCGGUCGUUGCGUCGUCUUUGCAGCAUCGAUCUAGUGCCUUGGAAGUAGAGAAAAAGUUAAUAAAGACAGCUUUCCAGCCAGUGCAGAGGCGGCCCCAGAACCAACUUGAUGCCGCUAUGGUUCUAUCGGCGUUGUCAUCAUCAUAG
This is a messenger RNA of Egretta garzetta (little egret), 861 nucleotides long. It is a transcript of the gene IRX3, whose product is annotated as iroquois homeobox 3. Gene Ontology annotation, molecular function: DNA-binding transcription factor activity, RNA polymerase II-specific; RNA polymerase II cis-regulatory region sequence-specific DNA binding. Gene Ontology annotation, biological process: regulation of transcription by RNA polymerase II; neuron differentiation; cell development. The coding region runs from base 1 to 861 and encodes 286 amino acids. Gene Ontology annotation, cellular component: nucleus. The record is from RefSeq and is a predicted model, not a curated record. The transcript has 5 exons. Lineage: Eukaryota; Metazoa; Chordata; Aves; Pelecaniformes; Ardeidae.